Ostertagia ostertagi is the source of this 555-nucleotide messenger RNA. The record is from the annotation of a GenBank genome assembly. Lineage: Eukaryota; Metazoa; Nematoda; Chromadorea; Rhabditida; Trichostrongylidae.
AUGGUUUAUCGAGUGACACAAUUACGGAUUUCAUACUCUAAUCCUAUCGGCGAUCCAGAGCCCGACAGAGAAAUCGUACACAUGUGUUACUAUCGGUGGCCUGAUGGAUGUUUACCAAUACCAUGGCCUGUGACUACAGCAUCAUAUGCGGCCACAGCGCUGCGAAUUAUUGAUAUAGUCGAGAGGGAGCUGCCACAAUCCUCAUCUUCGUUGUUAGUCCAUUGUCACGCUGGACUCGGUCGCACUGGAGUUUUCAUCGCUCUCGACGUCGCUUUGAGACAAUUAUAUCAAAACAAUACAGUGAAUAUAAAGGGCGUGGUAGAGAAAAUUCGAGAAAAACGUGCACGAGCAGUGAUGAAUCCGUGGCAGUACGCUUACAUUAAUGUGGUAGUUGCUGAGAAGGCAUUACAAUGUGGCGCGUUGUCUUCAUGUGUAGGUGGCCAUAAUGUUCGACAGUUAAUUGAUCGAAUGUGGACGGAUUUGUUUGACGAAGUUCACCGUCAGUUUCAGGGAAACAUACUGACAUAUACCCCAGAAAUGAUGUAUUCGAGCUAA